AUGCGCUUUCAGAAAUAGACGUUCGGCUCUUUGGAAGAGGAGACAUCUACAAGUCCAACAUACCCAGACUAAAUUUAGACAGGUGUGAACAAUUAAAAUUACAAUCAUAGCUCAAGUCAAAAACCAAAAAUAAGCAUUCUUAAAGAGUCUUUAAGCACUGACAAGGAAAACUUCAGGUAUGAGGAAACCUGCCAAAGAUUCAUAGAAGAUCAUUCAUAUGACUUAGACUAGUUAUCAAAGGUUAAAUAUUCACCUUUUGAUAAAGAGAAAAAUAGUUUAAGGCUGAAUUAAACUCAAAGAAUUUCAGACUUAUCAUAAAACUUAAGGGAUUCUAUGCUUUUUGAUUAGUAAAUAGAUCUCUAGCCAGGCCAACUCUAUAAGACUUAAAUCUUUAGGAAAAAUGAACUUAAAGGGAAAUUUAUGGGGUAUCACAGAAAAAGUAAACCUAUGAAAUAGCAAUCAUUAACAAUAGACUAAACUGCUGAUUGCAUCAAUAAUUAUAAUCAUGAUUUUGUUGACUCUGCAAUUAAGCAAGAGCAUAGUUUUUUGAGUAAGCCUAUUCCUGUUUCAUACUAUUUAAACCCUGAAUCAAUCAAUCCCACUCCAAUGAAAAAAUCAACUGUCAAUGAUAAUAAAUCAAUAGGAGAGUAUGGGAAUCCUUUAAUUACACCUUGCUUUUUUCAAAAUGAUUCACCGAUCAAUAACUUCGAACCCACACCUUGCCAAAGUAAUUUUGAAGAUGAUGAUGAAUAGGACGAAUUUUAUCAUACUAACGGAGUUGGAGAAGAUGAUGAUCAAGAGUAAGAAUUUCAAGACUCUCCAAAUGAGUUAAAUUCUCAGGAUUUGUAAGAAGGCAAUGAUAGAUUAUUUGCUUUUGAACAAUAGCACAAAAAUUCAAAAAGUAGAUUUCUUGAGAAUUCACCCAUCAAAAAUCUUGAUGAAGAUAUGCCAUCAUUUCAGGAACUAAUUAGUCAUGCUCUAAAUUAUUUCAGAGAUAGUAAAUAAAUUGUUAGAGAUAUUCAGCCCUUCAAGUAAGUUCAUAAAAAAUAUCAUGAUAUUUAAGCCUAAUAUGAGUUGUUGCAAUAACAUUCCCAAGUUGAGCAAAAAGCCUUAGAACUAAGAUGCGCUAAUUUAGAAGAAUAAUUUAUCUCAAAAGAUCUAGAGAUAAUAUAACUACAGGAAGAUAUAAGUUACAAUUAGAAUGUUAACUAAGCAUUACAAGAGAAACUAGAAAUCCUAGAGAGCAAGAUCAAGGAUCAGGAAGGUUAGAUCAGAGAGCUUCUUUAAAAUUAGUAUAAAAUGGGUUCUAUCUAUGAGAAGACGAAGGAUAGAAAAUAAAAGAAUCAAAAGUUAGUCUUCGAUAUCUUUGAAAUGUAACCAAAUUGA
Molecule: messenger RNA, 1386 nt
Organism: Stylonychia lemnae
Lineage: Eukaryota; Ciliophora; Spirotrichea; Sporadotrichida; Oxytrichidae
Source: the annotation of a GenBank genome assembly